This is a messenger RNA of Dendrobium catenatum, 738 nucleotides long. Its product is annotated as 60S ribosomal protein L28-2. NCBI's taxonomy places the organism in Eukaryota, Viridiplantae, Streptophyta, Magnoliopsida, Asparagales, Orchidaceae. Gene Ontology annotation, cellular component: ribosome; cytosolic large ribosomal subunit. Gene Ontology annotation, molecular function: structural constituent of ribosome. The coding region runs from base 88 to 537 and encodes 149 amino acids. The transcript is spliced from 4 exons. The record is from RefSeq and is a predicted model, not a curated record. Gene Ontology annotation, biological process: translation.
GCUUCGUGAUUUAGCCGGUUCCUGCGAGGCCGUGGAACGACAGGGAGAGAGAGCUGAGAGCGAACCUCUUCGUCUGUCCUUGGUGCAAUGGCUACUGUUCCCGAUGCUCUCAUUUGGGAGAUAGUGAAGAAGAAUAAUGCCUUUCUGUUGAAGCAGUUUGGUAACGGUAGCGCCAUGGUGCAGUUUAGCAAGGAGAAGAACAACCUUUAUAAUGUUCAUUCAUUCAAGUUCUCUGGUUUGGCGAACAAGAAGACCGUAUCCAUUCAGCCUGCUGGAAAAGAUCUCUCUGUUGUCCUUGCUACUACGAAGAAGAAAAAGCAGAACAAACCGAUUAGUCUGUCCCACAGGUCGAUUAUGAAGAGAGAAUUCCGCAAAGUGGCAAAGGCAGUGAUUAGUCAGGUUGCAGACAACCAUUAUAGACCUGAUCUGAAAAAGGCAGCGCUUGCAAGGCUUAGUGCAGUGCGCCGAAGCCUCCAAGUUGCCAAGUCUGGCCCUAAGAAAAGGAACAGGCAAGCUCAGAAAGUGAAGAUAAAUUAGUUUCUACAUGAGAACUAAAUCUUCUUUCAUGCUAAAAGAGUGUUCUAAUCAGCUAUUUCAUUUGAUGGAUUUUGUUUUCUUGUUGUUAUUUUAAAUCUUAAAACUGUUUUGAGAGAUAUCUUUCUUCUAAACCAUUUUGAACUUUCUUGAUCUCCUUCGACUUUGUAGGAAAAGCCUACUUUCAAUUAUCUUCUUUGAGAA